Messenger RNA from Oncorhynchus gorbuscha (pink salmon), 894 nucleotides. RefSeq names its product lens fiber membrane intrinsic protein-like. Gene Ontology annotation, molecular function: structural constituent of eye lens. Gene Ontology annotation, cellular component: plasma membrane. The transcript has 5 exons. Bases 174 to 695 code for a protein of 173 amino acids. NCBI's taxonomy places the organism in Eukaryota, Metazoa, Chordata, Actinopteri, Salmoniformes, Salmonidae. The record is from RefSeq and is a predicted model, not a curated record.
GUUCUAUCCCCGGUUUCCCUAUUCACCGACUCAAACGUUAGCGCUAUUAGCCUGCUGGAAAUCUGCCUGUCUUGGCAUUAUAGGGGCCUUGUUGUAUUUUGUCAGGCAACCCGACUUCAAUACAGAGUCACUUGGUCUUCAUAAAAGGGGUCAAUAAAGUCUGCAGGUGCAGGAUGUACAGCUUCAUGGGCGGAGGGCUGUUCUGUGCAGGCGUGGGGAACAUCCUCCUGAUUGUUUCCACGGCAACCGAUUAUUGGAUUCAGUACCGGCACUCCAACAACUACAUGCAUCAGGGCCUGUGGCGGUACUGCAUGCCGGGGAAAUGCUUCACACACAAUGAAAGUAUUGCCCACAUGGAUGCCACCCGAGCACUCAUGAUCCUCUCCCUCUUGGCGUGUUUCAUGGGCAUCAUCAUCGGUAUCAUGGCCUUCAUCCACUACUCGUCCUUCGACAGGUUUGACAAAACCUUUGCUGCAGGCAUAUUGUUCUUCAUCUCAUGCUUUUUCGUGUUGCUAGCAAUGGCAGUAUACACUGGUGUGACGAUUAAUUACUAUGGUAAACGCUAUGGCAACUGGAGGUUCUCCUGGUCCUACAUCAUCGGCUGGGUGUCAGUAGUGCUAACCUUCUUUUCAGGUAUAUUCUAUAUGUGUGCCUAUCGGAUGCAUGAAUGCCCCAGAAACUCAAACUCUCACUAGAAGACUUCAGAAAUGAUCAUACAUUUCUUAUGAUUUUGAGAGCCACUGACUUGUGGCUGUUCCCCGUAUUUGAGAGUCAAGAUGGAUCAACCCACUAUUUACUUUUGGAACAUGGAUUAUAGAAUUGAAAUGAUAUGAAUAAAGGACGUUGGGGGUAAACGUGUCACCUUUUCAAUGAUUAAAUGCUUGUUCUUUUAUA